UUCUUUCAUCACAUACAAUUUGAUAUCUCCCUGAGGUUCUACACGAGGGCUCAGUUAUGUCAUUUUCCUCUUGCUUUUGUACUAUAUAAAGGUUACAACUUAUGAAUAUUUUAAUUCCUACCACUAGCUUCCUCUUUACAAUUUAUUUGCUAUUCCAAAGAAGAAAAUAUGGGUUUGAAAGGCAAAUUGAUUGUUUCAACAGAGGUGAAAUGUGGAGGACACUUGUUUCAUGACCUUUACCAAACCAGUUGCCAUCAUAUAUCUAACAUAAGCCCUGAUAAGAUUCACCAUUUUUGUAUUCAUGAAGGUGAAAGUCUAAAGGCUGGUUCAAUAAUUGGAUGGAAAUUUAACCACGAUGGAAAAGUUAGGGUUACUAAGCAGCUGAUUGAAGCCAUUGAUGAUGAGAAAAAAUCAAUCACUUGGAAAGUUUUAGAAGGAGAUACCUUGGAAUUGUACAAUUCUUUUACUAUAACUGCAUCCUUUGAAAACGAUUGGGCUACAUGGACAUUUGUGUACGAGAAGAAAAUCGAAGACACUCCGGAACCUCUCAAUCUCUUGGGUUUUAUGCUUGAUGUGACUAAAGAUUUAGAGGCUCACCUUCAUGUGACUACUAAAGAUACAGAGGCUCCCCUUCUCAAGUAAUAGAAGAUCUCUUUAUUAAAUGUGUUAUAUGUGGUGAAUAUUCAACAAUAUUGGCUAGUCUUAGCAUGGGAAAUAAAUAAUAUAUGAUAUCUUUAAAUGCGUUUAUGUGUUGAAUGUUCAACACUAUUCGCUAGUCUUAGCAUGUGAAAUAAAUAAUAAUUGUAUUGUAUGGAUGUAUCUUGUAAUUGUCAAUUAUGCAAGAUAUUAUGGAUUGUUCCAAGUCUGAAAUUUAGCUAUAACAAGUACCAGAAUGUAUUUAUGUGUGUUAUCCUCAA
Nicotiana attenuata is the source of this 917-nucleotide messenger RNA. Its product is annotated as kirola-like. Bases 169 to 642 code for a protein of 157 amino acids. The transcript is spliced from 2 exons. NCBI's taxonomy places the organism in Eukaryota, Viridiplantae, Streptophyta, Magnoliopsida, Solanales, Solanaceae. The record is from RefSeq and is a predicted model, not a curated record. Gene Ontology annotation, biological process: defense response.